GCUCCAGAAGUCGCUCCAGAACGGCCGUCGGGGCGGGGGGUGUGCACCGUCCGCCAUGGCGCUGUCGGAGCAGAAAGCGAAGAUCGCGGCAGCCUUCAAUGGCAGCAUGGUGGGGAUGGAGGAUGCGGUCACGCCCAUCAUGUUGGCCUUGGUGCUACGGCAGAUCAUGCCCAGCCUCGCGAUUGCGCAGGUUGACGAGAUGGUCACAGCGCACAUGCUCGAGAAGGGCCGGGACAAUGAGACCACCUUCUCAGAGUUCUUGGAGUGGCUCUUCUCUGAAGACCACAUGAAACUCGUGAAACCCUUAGCAGAGGCGAAGGCUGCUAAGGAAGCCAAAGCGCAGGCACCACCACCGCCACCAGCAGAUGCAGAGCAGAUGCCUGAGGAGGCGGCCAAAUCCUGGAAGAUCUUCCAGGACUUGUUGAAGACGCGACCGUACCUGGCAGAUCCCUCCACAGGGCAUCCUCUCUGCUCCUUUGUCACGCUUUGCAGUCAAUCCUUUGCGGAGAAGAAGUAUGAGGAGACAGCCAUCUUAGUAGAGCGGAUCAACAACACCAUCAUCGAAGAUGAGAAGAGGAUUGCCGCAGCCUUCAAGCACUUCGAUAAGGAUUCCUCCGGCGUUUUGGAACGACAGGAGUUCAAGUUCCUCUGCGCCUACUUGGGCUGGAGUGCAGAGGAAUCCAACAGCAUCGACGUCAACAAAGAUGGCACCGUGAGCCUGGCAGAGUUGCAGAACUUUGUCGGCUUCCUGGGCGGAGUCCAGAAGUUCUUUGAGCAGCGCCGGAAGCGCGUCACUGAGAGCCGCAAGGACGUCAAGGAGGUUUGCCCUGUGGUGGGGGUGGAGGUGGGCGCCCGGGUGCGGAGCCACUUCUACUACAAGAACGGGCAGAAGUCCAGCAGUUGGAGAGAAGCCCAGGUUCUCUCCGUGAACUGCCACACGGAUUCAGGCCGUGGAAUCUUGUUGGAGUUCGGCUUUGAGGAUCUGAAGGGAAACAGUGACUGGGUGGCUCGCCAGGUGGUGCCGAUCAGUUGGAUCCUGAGUUCCCAUGAAGAGACCAGCCUCGCAGCUGCUUUGCGAGAGGUGGGCAUCUUGGAUGACUCGCAAGCGCUCUACAAGAUGCUCCUCCCCAUGUCUGAGCUCCAAUCCAUUCAGGGCUUAGUGAGUUGUCAGCGUGCGGCGCUGGCACUUGUGCGACAGCAAGCGACUCUAAGUCACGAGAAUGCCCUCGAAGACCUGAAGGGUCGAUUUGAAGGCAUGGGCUAUGGUGACUACGAGUUGCAGGCGGUCUUCAGCUGGGUCAAGGAUCUGGCCCCGCUGGUGAUCCACGUCCAUUUGGACAAUAUGGGCCAAUUCUUGGAGACGGACGAGUACUACCGGAACCAGUUCGAGACGAAAACCAGCUGCGGCGCCAUUGACGAUGGCAACGAGACCAGGAAGGGCUGGGAGCAAGCGCUCUUUGGAGAUUCCUAUGAAUCGGCCAAGCCCUUCGACCGCUGCAAGUAUGGAGCCCUCAACGUGACCAACGACUACCGAGGCGUCACCUCGGCGAUGCAGUACGGGGACUCCUACCUGGUCUUAAAGGACGUCAGGUUGAGAGCGACCUUUUGCGCCACCGACUCAGGCGGUAUCCAGGGAUCCCGCCUGGGCGUGUGUGAUCGCUACGCGCACGUGCUCGCGGAGUACAACGACUCGGAGUUGCAGGAGAUUACCCGCGUGGCCAUGGCUGCUUUGCCUCACAUCGAGAACGGUGCACCCUCCGGGAACGUGCCCAAGAGUGCGUGGCCACAAGUCCUGAGGGCUUAUUCUGAGGACUGCUCGCAGGAAUGGAUAACUGUGGGGUAUCCCAAGCUGGCCAAGCGUGACACCGGGCGCUUCGUGUACGAGGUGGAGUUCUAUGAGCAUGUGGAGACACCCCAAGUGGGUCUCCUGUCCGAGCUCUACGAGAAACGCUUGGGGGUGAUGUCACCCACAGGCGUGGGCGAUGAUGCGCACGGCUGGGCUUUGGAUCCACAACACGCAGAGAUCUGGAGCAACGGACAGAGCAAAGGAUGGGAGGGCUGUCGCAUGGCGAGCUGCGAUGGCGGAAAGCAGUUUGUGGGAGUGGCGGUGGAUUUGGCGGCCAAAAAGCUUUGGUUUGGCGUGAAUGGCCUGUGGAGUGAAAAACCCUCCUUCAGCAACCUACCAGAUGGCAUUGCUUUGUAUCCGGCCCUGUCUUUCAAAGGCCGUGCAUCCUUCGUCUUCCAAGAGCUCAAGCAUCCACCGCCCGCGAGCCUUGGGGAGUUCAGCGCCUGGCCACAGACGUUCCAGGGCAAGUUUCGCAUCGACUGCCCAAAGGUUGGCAGUUCCGAUGUCUUGGACGUCUACAAGGAGUUUCAGGUGCACGGAGAGGUUUGCUUAAAGAAACACGUUUGCCGGCUGGUGGCGAAUAACAAGUAUCGGGAGACGCCCAAAUUCGAGCGCUCCAGGAACGUGGAGCUCAGUAAGGGCGGCCCCUUUAACGGCACCUACGAAAAGGUGGGCAUCUACAACAAUGCACCUUUGUAUCAUUGUGACGAGGCCGGCUGGAUCUUCUACGACCGACCCAGUAGUCGCUGGCGCUUGAACAAAGACACAGGCGAGCAUGCCUCGGCGCACGAGGGGGAUCUGGUCACGGCCCAGCGGAACAACGGAGCACGACAGGCGGGGGUCAUCACCAAAGUCUUGGGCGGCGACCGCUACGAAAUCACCUGGACCGAUGGCGAGGACCUCGAUCGGAUCAAGUCCAAGGACGAUCUGUCGGUGAUUGACUGCGCGAAGAACUUCAAGGACGAUGGGACCUUUGCCCUCGAGGCGCCAGCGGAUCCCUUCCUUCAGGACACCGCACCACCGGUGCAAGGGUGGAUGGCGAGCCCGGAGAGUUCGGGCUAUGUCGAGUUGGAGGCCUUCAAGAAGGGCAUGAAAGACUUGGGCGUGGACGUGGAAGGAGCUGCGCUGAAGCAGUGGACGGAUCAGCUGCUGCAGAAGACCGGCCGUGGUCAGGAGGUCAUGAUGCGGAGGCCUUCGGUGGAUGUGUCCUUCGACAAGAUACUGCAGACGGUCGGUUGCAGCGAGGACGCGCCCACGGCGUGGCGGAAGAUUGGAGAGGCAGCACAGCAGCUGUACCUCUCGUCGAAAGGCUUCGGCGAGGGCUGCCAUCUCAUUCAAACUCCUCAUCCGUAUAAAGCGGAACGGCACUCCUGGACGAAGGAUAUCGCCUUCCCAGACGCCAAGGGCUGCAAGUUUAUUUUCAGCAAGAGGUGCAAGACCUUCGACAGUUGUGCCAAGUUGAUGAUCAAGACAGGCGGCAUCCCCAAGUCCAGCAUCGGGCCGGGCAUGCGGAUCGAGGUCGAGGGCAAGAACGGUGAGCGACGCUUUGGCAGCGUGGUUGAGGUGGACUCCAAGAAAGGCGGAAAGUUAGUGAAGUUGGACAUGGAGAUCCAAAGCGAUUACCACGCAGGAGACCAGGUCGAAGUGGACGGCAAACCUGGAACGGUCUUGAAAAUCAAACGUGGCCCUCAGUAUGUGAUCCAAGCGGAAGAUGGCAGCGAGGCCACCUACCUGCCGGAGAAGGUGAAGCUGGUGAGUCGGAGGAUUCCCACCUGUCCCAAUUGCGGCACGGCCAUGCUGUGGGGUGAAAAUGUGGAAGGCGGCUACGGAUGGAGCAACUGGAGCUGCGACGAGUGCGACCGCACCGCCGACGACGGGCAAAAGACGCGCUGGAACUGCAAGGACUGCUGUACCGACUACUGCAAGAACUGCUACCCACAUUAUGAUGAAGCAGAUGAGGCAGACAAGGAUCCCAAAGCCCCACGGCCUGCGGAGGAAUUUGCCUUCUGCGUGGAUGAGUUUCAGAAGACCAGGGUGCAGUACAGCAAUGACAAACCUCCUGGUGAUGAGAUCGAAGGAUUUGUGCUGGACUUGUCGCAUGCCAUGUCACCCGUGGCCAUCAAGAGCUUCAAGACCACGGCAUAUCCGGCCCAGGAGGAGGGUGUCAAAGACUGGUGGCACGUGGACGUCGUCCAGACCCUGAUGGAAUGGAACCAAGGCCUGUUCGAAGCCCUGGGAGGCGAGGCAACCGGGGCAUGGACAACAGGACCCUCGGAAGCUGAAGAGGUCUUGAAGGAUUUGGAGGGCGCUGUGAAGACGCUCAACGCCGCACUGGCGAAGAAAGACUGGGAUGACGAGGAUCCAUGGUUUUACUUCACCAACGGCUUCUCGCACAGGCUGGUGCCCGAAGCUCACAUCACCUACACAGGCCGGGUAGGCGAUGAGAUCAAAGCCUUCGAGGCGCGAGGUGACUGGAACAAUCCCAAGAUCGAAGACAUGGAGCUUGGUUUGGCACACGCGGCUGGUGUGCGCCGCGGAUGGGUGCUCUCGGUGGAGGAUACCUUGAGCGAGGAGAACAGCGGCAUCAUCCCCGAGAUGACCCAGGAAGAGAUGAGGUUAAACCCGGAGAAGCUCCUGGAGAUGAGCGGCAUCACCUUGGUCUUCGAGUGUGAAGACGCAGAUCCGACUUGCCAAGCGGAGAUGUACGGGGAAAGCUUCUGGAACUUCGACUGUGAGAGCAACAAUGCUACUGUCGAGUUUGAGACGGAUGGCGACGGGUCCAGCGCGCCGGAGCGGCGCUGGGGCAUUUUAGCCUUGGCGGUGCCGAGCAACUUCCAACCGAAGAUCGAAGGGCCAGAGCAGUGGAAGUUUGCAAGUCCUGAUGGCUACUACGGAGAGCUGCAACCCUUGUCGAUCCUGAAGGAGGCAGAUUUCAAGGCCCUCGUGGCCAGCCCCGAGAAGCUUGGGGAUAUUCCCAUCAGCGAUGAGAUUCCUAUCAGCGAUGAUCCCGUGCUGACGAUCUCUGAGAAGAUGGAGAUCGAGGGCUGGACUUACCUGAAGUUGGAGGACGGCCGUGGUUGGGUGCCAACCUUCCAGGUGUGUGAUGGUGAGAAACUGAAAGUCAUGGAGCCGCUCGAAGCGUGGGAUGCCGUCAUGGCCGGGGCAUCGGAGGUGGUGCUGAACGCGGAAGGUGUGGCAGACUCCAGUCCCCUCGUGAGCCGCGAGGGUUGGGACGAAGAGCGUUUGAGGGCGCUCUGCAUGAGACACGGCUGGGAGUUUGAGUGGAUGAGCGAGGACGGCGAACGCCGUCGGCGCGGCACGGAGCAGCAGGCGUUGGUGCCCUUGCCGACCUUCACCACCAAGCCAGAUUCAUGCUGUCCAGAUGGCUUCGAAGCGAAAGACAAGAAGACCUGAGGCGUUGAUGGUCCGGACAAAACCUUAAGGUGGUGUCCGGAAGGCCUGAUUUAGUGGUUCUCUCCUUUUUGAAGCUCUGUGUCGCACGCAGGUGGGGUUCAAAGCCGAUGAAGGAUGGUGACGGGG
Molecule: messenger RNA, 5386 nt
Organism: Durusdinium trenchii
Lineage: Eukaryota; Dinophyceae; Suessiales; Symbiodiniaceae
Source: the annotation of a GenBank genome assembly